AUGUCUCAAGAACUGGAAGAGCAAAUAGCUCAGCUCAGAAAGAAAAAAUGGGUUGACCUGCAUGGUCUGAUCACUUGCGCGACCACUCACCUUUCCACUAUCGGCCCACACGCACACCCCAGCCUGAGUUGCCUUUCCAUUUCACUUCUUGGUCGAGGUAGCUAUAACAGUGUCUACAAACUCGUGUUCAGCGAUGGCACUUGUAUAGCUGCUAGUGUCUCCAAUCAUGACGAAGAACACUUCAAUCCCCAGGCAAAGCGAUCCGAGAUUGAAACCAUGAGAUUUGUGCGCGAGUCAGGGCUAUAUCCCGACAUUCCAGUACCGAAAGUAUAUGCAUGGGAUUUCACAUUCACUAAUCCCGCGCGGGCCCCCUAUGUCUUAAUGGAAGUUAUGCCAGGAACAACUCUAGAUGAUUUACGGGAUGAUCACGGUCUACGUGGUCUAGACACUCUACCCCCCACACAGAAGCUUCACAUCGUGAAGUCGCUGGCAAAGCUGCAGGCAUCGCUUUCAAGGCCUGUGCCCUUUGAUGAAACAGGGAGUAUCACGACCAAUGCAAAGGGAAAGUUCGCUGUAGGUCCGCUUAUGACGCUGACGCAGAAAUGUCUAGGCGGCCCUUACAAGUCCGUAGACGAACUGUGGCGUGCUCGGCUGGAGCAUGAAAUACUACACGCCCUCCAAGAAUGGAGUGGCAUCGAGACGGACGAACUCUCCCAGUCUCUCUCUGAGCCGACGUGCACUCCCCAGACAUUCGCGGAGCUCUUUCAACUACUCUCUUCACUCAUCCCCCAAUUCAAACCACCGAGCCCAUAUCUUCCUCUAUGUCUGCACCAUCCAGACCUUGCUCUCCGUAAUGUUUUCUUCGACAUAUCCUCGCUUCCUGACGGUCUCCCGAAAAUAACGGGCGUGAUUGACUGGGGAGGUGCACAGAUCCUCCCUCUCAUGCUGACUGCCGUGUACCCGGACGACAUCAUGUCCACGGGCGACGACCCCUGUGCACGCCCGGAAUAUCCAGAUGAAGACUGGCGAUCCGUCCCCUGUGACUGGACCUCCCUUGGGGAUACCUCACAAUGGCCGCAGGCGUUCCGCGGCCCAGGCGACCCAGUCGACCUCACAAUACGCGCGCACGAGAUGGUACGAAGGUUUUACCUACGUACAUACUUUAGUGCGUGCUACGCGGAGGAGUUACACAGGAAACAUGGAGACACAGACUUGGCACAUGCGACGUUGUUUGCCGACGCGCCGUAUUAUUUGAAGUUCCAUGAGACGGUUUGUGGCGGCAGGACAAACUGGGUCGAGCAUGCGAGUUGGAUACGAGAAACAUACUGGAGAUUGAGGAUUGCAGGGCAAGGCAUGGGAAGAGAAUCAGGAACGCUUAUCGUUGGACCGAACAUUUACCGAGAAUCUGUGGAGCCAGCGGUACGCGAUUUGGGUAUUUUCGAAGAAUCAGGCUAG
Molecule: messenger RNA, 1455 nt
Organism: Somion occarium
Lineage: Eukaryota; Fungi; Basidiomycota; Agaricomycetes; Polyporales; Cerrenaceae
Source: the annotation of a GenBank genome assembly